AUGAAGCGGCAGAACGUGCGCACGCUGGCGCUCAUCGUGUGCACCUUCACCUACCUGCUGGUGGGCGCCGCGGUCUUCGACGCGCUCGAGUCGGAGCCCGAGAUGGUGGAGCGGCAGCGGCUGGAGCUGCGGCAGCAGGAGCUGCGGGCGCGCUACAACCUCAGCCAGGGCGGCUACGAGGAGCUGGAGCGCGUCGUGCUGCGCCUCAAGCCGCACAAGGCCGGCGUGCAGUGGCGCUUCGCCGGCUCCUUCUACUUCGCCAUCACCGUCAUCACCACCAUCGGCUACGGCCACGCGGCGCCCAGCACGGACGGCGGCAAGGUGUUCUGCAUGUUCUACGCGCUGCUGGGCAUCCCGCUCACGCUCGUCAUGUUCCAGAGCCUGGGCGAGCGCAUCAACACCCUGGUGAAGUACCUGCUGCACCGCGCCAAGAAGGGGCUGGGCAUGCGGCGCGCCGACGUGUCCAUGGCCAACAUGGUGCUCAUCGGCUUCUUCUCGUGCAUCAGCACGCUGUGCAUCGGCGCCGCCGCCUUCUCCUACUACGAGCACUGGACCUUCUUCCAGGCCUACUACUACUGCUUCAUCACGCUCACCACCAUCGGCUUCGGCGACUACGUGGCGCUGCAGAAGGACCAGGCGCUGCAGACGCAGCCGCAGUACGUGGCCUUCAGCUUCGUCUACAUCCUCACGGGCCUCACGGUCAUCGGCGCCUUCCUCAACCUCGUGGUGCUGCGCUUCAUGACCAUGAACGCCGAGGACGAGAAGCGCGACGCCGAGCACCGCGCGCUGCUCACGCGCAACGGCCAGGCGGGCGGCGGGGGCUGCGGCGGCGGCGGCGCGGGCGGCAGCGCGCACACCACGGACACCGCCUCGUCCACGGCGGCGGUGGGCGGCGGCGGCGGCGGCGGCGGCGGCUUCCGCAACGUGUACGCCGAGGUGCUGCACUUCCAGUCCAUGUGCUCGUGCCUCUGGUACAAGAGCCGCGAGAAGCUGCAGUACUCCAUCCCCAUGAUCAUCCCGCGGGACCUCUCCACGUCCGACACGUGCGUCGAGCAGAGCCACUCGUCGCCGGGAGGGGGCGGCCGCUACAGCGACACGCCGUCGCACCGCUGCCUGUGCAGCGGGGCGCCGCGCUCGGCCAUCAGCUCCGUGUCCACGGGCCUUCACAGCCUGUCCACCAUCCGCGGCCUCAUGAAGCGCAGGAGCUCGGUGUGAUCGUCCCGCGGUGCCUGGAGCACCUGGGAGCGCGGGCUGGGGGCUCCCGCCCCUGGGAGCAGCAGCAGGGGGUCGGCGAGGAGGCCCGGCAGGUGACAUGCCCCCAGCACCCCUCACCAUUCUCCCCCAGCCCCCCAUCUCCGACUGUGCCUGCUCACACCAGCCGGCAGGAGGCCGGGCUCUGAGGACCCCUGGAGCCCCCAUCCGAGCCCUGCAAAUUCCGAGAAAUGUGAAACUUGGGGGGCGGGGGGGCUCCGGGAGGGAGGGCAAAAGCUGGGAGCCUUCCAUUCCUUUGGAAAUCUACGGAGCUCCCCAGUCCUCGGAGGCCCUGCUUGUACCCAGACCCCCACCUCUGGAGGAGACUUCCUGUUCCGUGUACGUUUGCAUCUCUAUUUAUACCUCUAUCCUGCCAGGUCUCCCACUUCCCUUGGCUCCAAAAGCCAGGUGUCUUUGUCCAGGUCACCCCCACUCAGUCCCACUCUCCUUCCUCAUCCCCAGCUGUAUCUCCCAACCUCACACUACCUUUCGUGUUGUUUUGCAUGGCUUUGCAGUUAUGGAGAAAGUGGAAACUCAGCAGUCCCUAAAGCUAUUCCCCAGAGGGCAGGGCAGAAAGGAAGAAAGGACAGUCAGGCAGGCAGGAGCAGGAGAGAAGGGAGCCGGGGAGGCAGUGGCUCUCCAGUUUGCAGGGGCUGGUAGGUGAGAGAUAACUGGCCUCUAGCCACAUUCUCUUAGGGGUUUGGGGGAGUCCAGCUUUCCAGACACUGCCCUUAGAAUCUGGAACAGAACACGUCAGACUUGCCAUCCCCAGCUAUUGCUGAUAAUUACCAACUCGUAAAUUUGUGGAUUUUUAGCCUCUGAAAACCUUGUCCUGACUACUUGUCCGUUCAAGUCUCACAACACCCCAAUUAGGUCACCAGGGCAGGAGUUCUUAACCCCAUUUUACAGAUGAGGACACUGAGGCCUGGACAGGUGAAGUGACUUGCCCAAGGUGAUACAGACAGCAAAAGGCAAAGGGGAGCAGGAACCCAGCCUGCUUGUUGCCAGCUGAAGAGCUCUUUCCUCCCAGCUCAGCUGCUCUCAAAAGCAAAGCUUCUACCCUGCACACCCUGGCAUUGUGUGAGUAGCUGACGCUUAAACCAGAACCAGAAGCUCAGGGCUGGGCCACUGCUGAGGCUCAGCCUCUGCUACUCUUGGCCAGGAGGCAGGGGCUCUGAAUGGGCCUCUGAGGGUAGGGCCCCCUUGUCUCUGGGCUCUCUGCUUACAAACAGGGAAAUCCUUGGGACCAAGAUAGGCAAGGCUGGAUUUCAUGGAAGAAAGGCCAGGAGCUGGGGUUCUAGGAGUUUGAGAAUUGGGCAGAGCAGCCAAAAGAGCUAGCAGGCAUAUCCUACUAGGACAUUAUCCCUGGCCCCACAGCCAGUGUUGGUGCCUGUGUCCCAAGUAGCUGGAGGUAAGCUCAGGCUGCAGCAAGGAACAUCCCUCCCAGGUGUGUGUGGGGGGGGUGGUUGGGCCUGGUGUGCCCUUUGCCUACCCCACCAGCAACCCAGAAGCCCAGUG
Cynocephalus volans (Philippine flying lemur) is the source of this 2769-nucleotide messenger RNA. RefSeq names its product potassium two pore domain channel subfamily K member 3 (gene KCNK3). Bases 1 to 1215 code for a protein of 404 amino acids. Gene Ontology annotation, biological process: potassium ion transmembrane transport; stabilization of membrane potential. The transcript has 2 exons. Gene Ontology annotation, cellular component: plasma membrane. Gene Ontology annotation, molecular function: open rectifier potassium channel activity; outward rectifier potassium channel activity; potassium ion leak channel activity. The record is from RefSeq and is a predicted model, not a curated record. Lineage: Eukaryota; Metazoa; Chordata; Mammalia; Dermoptera; Cynocephalidae.